AUGUUUCUCACACAGAUGGAUGAUCUUCCACAUUUCGAUAUCAAGCCAACUUCCGUGCAAAAAAUAGUGGAUCCAUUCGUGGACCUCGGACAUCUUAUCAUUGUGGAUCGCGACACCAUUGAAGGAGAUGCCAGUGAAAAGUUGUUAACUCGUGCAAGAAACAAUGCCCAGUUCUUGUUUAAUAAAAUCUGGGAGCUGAAUAGGAAGAAUGUCGAGGAAGCCGUUAUGGCCGUCCUUCCGAAAUCUUCGUUCAUUCUACCAAGAGAGAAGAAGAUACCUGAGAAGAAAGAACCGACGAAAUGGGAGAAAUAUGCGGCAGAAAAGGGUUUGACCAAAAAGAAGAAAAGCAAAAAGGUGUUUGAUGAAGCAACGAAAGAAUGGAAGCCAACAUAUGGCUACAGAAGAGGAAAUGAUAAUACCAAGGAUUGGCUGAUAGAAAUUCCUGACAACGCUGACCCGAAUAAGGAACUACUUCUGCUGAGCGCAGUUGAAUUUAAGAGAAGGAGCGAUAGCCGAAAAAGUGAGAAAACACAACGUUUGAAAAAUCUCGCUCGUCAGAUGGGUUCGAAAAUGAGAAAAGGACCAUCGAUUGACGCUAGUAUAGGUAUUGGUGUUGCACCGGAAGAGAAAUCCAAAGAGCAGCUUCGUUUUGCCGUUGAUCGCGCUAAGACAGCUACUGCAUCUGCUGGGAAAUUUCAACGUCUUGCUAAAGGAGAGAAGGAGAAUGUUAAAACUGGAAAGAAGCGGAAGUUCCUGCCAAAUGAAGCGGGUGGUGAGAAACAGCACGCACUGGAAAUUUGGGAGAAACUCAAGAAUAAAAAGGCAAAAAUUGUUGAGGAGAAGGCAGCUGCCGUUGCUGGACCAUCGAAACAGGAAAAGAAAGAGAAGAAGGGAAAUAAGCCUAUUCGGCAGAAGAGUCAGAUACAUCGACAGCAGUGGUUUAAGAACAAGAAGACCGAGAACAAAAAGAAGCGUGGUAAUGCAAGGAAGAGAGGUUUCCAAAAUAGCUCAAGGGUCCGCAGGCUGUAG
Molecule: messenger RNA, 1029 nt
Organism: Cooperia oncophora
Lineage: Eukaryota; Metazoa; Nematoda; Chromadorea; Rhabditida; Trichostrongylidae
Source: the annotation of a GenBank genome assembly